UGAAAGACAUAAAUGCUUUUACUAGGAAACCAUAUAAUUCAAAUCCACAGUCUAGCGUCCCGAACGGAGUGAAAGUCCAGUUGCGAAAAAAGACCGGGGAAAAGUAUUCAUAGAGGAGGAGGAAAAGCAAAGCAUGAGCAGAAGAGCUUCUGAAUGAUUUGAUGGAGAGCAGGGCUGAUUUCAGGUCGAUUCUCCCGUUUCUGCCUGUGAUCCUCCGAUCUUCCGCCGUCCUCUGGCCUCCUUCGGUGGCGGAAGCCCUCAAGUCCCUCUCCAAAGGCCCGGUUCACAGCAAUGUCAAUUCUGGUCAACUCUUCGCCCUCGCCCUUGCUGACCUGCGCAAUUCUCUUGGGCUUCACCCUAUCAGCCCCUCCGCUUCACUUGGGUUAUCUCUCUUCUUUGACGAUUUGAUGAAUAAGGAUGAGGCUGAAAACUGGUUUCAACAAGUGGUUCCACGACUUGCUGAUUUGCUGUUGAGGUUACCAGCAUUAUUAGAUUCCCAUUAUCAGAACGUAUGUACUUCCAACGGGACACCAACUGGUCUUAGAUUGUUGAGAUCACAGCAGUCAGGCAUUGUGUUUCUUAGUCAGGAACUGAUUGCAGCUCUCCUGGGUUGUGCUUUAUUUUGCUUGUUUCCAACCACUGAUAGAGGCUCCAAACAUCUUCCACCUAUCAACUUUGAUGAUUUAUUUGCGUGUGUAUAUGAGUUUUACGAAAUGGCUCAGGAAAACAAAAUAAAGUGCAUUGUUCACUAUUUCGAGAAGAUAUGUUCAAGUAUGCCUGCGGGUAAUGUCUCCUUUGAGCGCAAGGUCCUCCAUUUGAAGAACAGUCCAUCAGAUAUUGUCUACCCGGAGGCUGAUUUCUGGAGCAAAUCAAUGAUCCCUCUCUGCCAAUUGGAGGUUCGAACCACUGGUUUAAUAGAAGAUCAGCCAAAGGAAGCUCUUGAAGUAGAUUUUGCGAAUAAAUACAUCGGUGGUGGUGCUCUGAGCAGGGGCUGUGUUCAGGAAGAAAUACGUUUCAUGAUCAAUCCCGAAUUGAUUCUCAGCAUGCUUUUCCUUCCCUCAAUGGCAGAUAAUGAGGCUAUCGAGAUUGUUGGUACUGAAAGGUUCUCAAAGUACACUGGCUAUGCUAAAUCAUUCCGCUUUUGUGGAGAUUAUGUAGAUCAAAAGGGUGUGGACACAAUGGGAAGGCGAAGGACGAGAAUAAUUGCGAUUGAUGCUCUUUGCAACGUGGGAAAGAGACAGUACAGUCUAGAAUGUCUCCUUCGCGAAACUAAUAAAGCAUUCUGUGGCUUUCUUGAUCAACGUAAAUUCACAAAUGAAGAAAUCAAUUAUGAGGAGAACCAAGAAAAUGAGAGACAAAAGCAUGAGAUUGGUGUUGCAACGGGUAACUGGGGAUGUGGGGCCUUUGGAGGAGAUCCUGAAGUUAAAGUUGUGGUCCAAUGGCUAGCGGCUUCUCAAGCACGAAGGCCGUUUAUAUUAUACUACACAUUUAGUUUGGAGUCUUUGCAGAAGCUCGAUCGAGUGGAACAGUGGAUUUUGUCUCAGGAAUGGACUGUUGGUGACCUUUGGAAUAUUUUGGUGGAAUAUUCGACUCAAAGGCUGAGAGGAGAGACCACUGAUGGUCUCUUCAGAUGGCUCAUUCCAUCCUUAUAUGAUGGCAAUGAUGAUCCAAUGGAUGUCGAUGCACUUCACAUUACAUGUAUUUCUUCUAGUUCAUGUUAACGUCAGAUUUUGUCCGGAAAGAUUCGUUAACUCCUGAUACUGGAUUUGUCGUAUUUUAUCUAUUCAUUUAUUCUUUUCGUUGCCGAUAAAUCAAAAUGUGGAACUGGAAAUCUUUAGUGAUAUUUGAUUAUUUCAAAAGUCUCUGUUUAUGCUUUUGUACGGAAUGUGAUUAAUCAAAG
This is a messenger RNA of Striga asiatica, 1900 nucleotides long. The record is from the annotation of a GenBank genome assembly. Lineage: Eukaryota; Viridiplantae; Streptophyta; Magnoliopsida; Lamiales; Orobanchaceae.